Lontra canadensis (Northern American river otter) is the source of this 2198-nucleotide messenger RNA. Its product is annotated as S-adenosyl-L-methionine-dependent tRNA 4-demethylwyosine synthase TYW1-like. The record is from RefSeq and is a predicted model, not a curated record. Lineage: Eukaryota; Metazoa; Chordata; Mammalia; Carnivora; Mustelidae. Gene Ontology annotation, molecular function: catalytic activity; FMN binding; 4 iron, 4 sulfur cluster binding. Bases 72 to 2198 code for a protein of 708 amino acids. The transcript has 16 exons. Gene Ontology annotation, biological process: wybutosine biosynthetic process.
GCGCGCCGGCGCCGGGCUCUCUCGGUCUGCGGUCCCGGGGUCUGUGCGCCGCGGGCCGGGCUCUGAGGAGCAUGGAUCCCGCGGGCGCCUGGGACUCCUCGUCGCCCUGGGUCUCGCUGUGGACAAACAGGUUUUACGUGUACGUGGGCUUGGCCUGUGGCAUCAGCCUGUGGAUUUGCUUCCAGAUCGUCGUCAGGAGGCGGGACAAGAGCUCCCAGGAGAAAUCGGCUCCAAAAGCAAGCCGGGAUUUGGGGACAGAAGGCUCUAUCUCUCUUCAAAGGAAGGAGGUCUCCGUGUCCGGAGUGAAGAUUUUCUAUGGUUCCCAGACUGGAACCGCGAAGGGAUUUGCAGCAAGUCUUGCUGAAGCGGUUACCUCCCUAGAUCUGCCUGUGGCAGUCGUCGAUCUGAAAGACUAUGACCCAGAUGAUCAUCUAGUAGAGGAGGUUACUAGUAAAAACGUUUGUGCCUUCAUGGUUGCUACGUACACUGAUGGUCGACCCACUGAAAGUGCAGAGUGGUUCUGCAAGUGGUUGGAGGAAGCAGCCAGUGAUUUUCGAUUUGGCAAAACUUACCUGAAGGGUAUGAGGUACGCUGUGUUUGGCCUGGGAAAUUCUUCCUAUGCGAGCCACUUCAACAAGGUUGGCAAGAAGGUUGACAAGUGGCUCUGGAUGCUUGGUGCCCACCGCGUGGUGGCGAGAGGGGAGGGGGACUGUGACGUGGCAAACAGCACACACGGCAGCAUCGAGGCCGACUUCAGAGCCUGGAAGACCAAGUUCCUCGCUCGGCUGCAGACACUCGAGAAAGGAGAGAAGAAGCCCUGUGACGGCAGCUGCAAGAGAGGCCAGUGCGAAUCGUCCGCGGAGGAAGAGCCCUUUGAGAGCACCAGUGAGGACGAGUCCGGUGCCAAAGACCAUCCGAAUCUGAAUCCUGUCGUUGAUGUUGAGGACCUUGGCAGGGUCGUGAGCUGCGUGAAGAGAGAAAAGAGAGAGAAGGAGCAGCAAGAGGAGAAGAGCGGUUUGCUCAGGAGCUCGGGGAAGAACGGCCCCGGCGAACGAAGAGCUAUGAUAACCCCCGCUCUCCGGGAGGCCCUCACUAGACAAGGGUAUCAGUUGAUUGGGAGCCACUCCGGGGUGAAGCUUUGUAGAUGGACAAAGUCGAUGCUCCGAGGGAGAGGAGGUUGCUAUAAACAUACAUUCUAUGGCAUUGAAAGCCAUCGUUGCAUGGAAACUACCCCAAGCUUGGCUUGUGCAAAUAAAUGUGUCUUCUGUUGGCGGCACCACACCAAUCCAGUGGGCACCGAGUGGCGGUGGAAGAUGGACCAGCCUGAAAUGAUCCUAAAGGAAGCCAUUGAAAACCAUCAGAGCAUGAUUAAGCAGUUUAAAGGAGUACCGGGUGUCAAAGAAGAACGUUUUGAAGAAGGAAUGAUGGUAAAGCACUGUGCGUUGUCCCUAGUGGGAGAACCCAUCAUGUACCCGGAAAUCAACAGGUUUUUGACACUACUCCACGAGUGUAAAAUCUCUAGUUUCCUGGUCACAAAUGCACAAUUCCCUGUGGAAAUCAGGAACCUCAAACCAGUUACCCAGCUGUAUGUCAGUGUGGAUGCCAGCACCGAAGAUCGCCUGAAGAAAAUCGACCGCCCACUCUUCAAGGAUUUCUGGCAGAGAUUCCUCGAUAGCUUAAAAGCUUUGGCAGCAAAGCAACAGCGUACUGUGUACAGACUGACUCUAGUGAAAGCGUGGAAUGUGGACCAACUCCAGGCCUACGCAGAGCUGGUGUCCCUGGGGAAUCCCGACUUCAUCGAAGUGAAGGGUGUCACCUACUGUGGAGAGAGCUCAGCCAGCAGUCUCACCAUGGCCAACGUGCCCUGGCAUGAGGAGGUGGUGCACUUUGUCCGGGACUUGGUGGAUCUGAUCCCUGACUACGAAAUUGCUUGUGAGCACGAACAUUCCAACUGCCUCCUUAUCGCUCACAAAAGGUUUAAGGUGGGCGGCGAGUGGUGGACGUGGAUCCAUUAUGACCGCUUCCAGGAGCUGGUGCGGGAGUACGAAGACAGCGGGGGCUCGGCCACCUUCGGCGCACAGGAUUAUAUGGCCAGAACGCCGCACUGGGCCGUGUUUGGUGCCCGCGAAAGAGGCUUUGAUCCCAAGGACACAAGAUAUCAGAGAAAGAACAAGUCAAAGGACAUUUCCGGAUGCUGA